AUGGACUCGGCAUCAACAACUUUGAGGCCCAGAUCCAGUCGCCAUGGGUCAAUCCGAUCGGAGGACUGGCCUGGGGAGGUCAGCGUUCCGAUCUCCCCACACCGCGAACGGAAGCAUGUCAGUGGAGAGGGGCGAAAUGCCGGGGUCAAAGUCUUGAACGAUGGAAGGGUUGAUAUCAAAAUCAACGAGCAUAUGCCACAACUAGCAGGGCUAUUACAUCGCAUCCAAACGACAACUCGGCCACCAGAUCUAGAGGGCAAACCGACCCCUGAACCAAUACCGAAGGAUAAGGGCAAAGACUUCCCACUGAAGCUGAACAUCGUCAUACAAGUUAUCGGAUCUCGGGGUGAUAUCCAGCCGUUCAUUGCGCUGGGGAAGGAGUUGAAGGCAUGUGGACACCGCGUACGUCUGGCAACACACCUCUAUUUCCGGGAUUUUGUACUUGAGGGCGGCUUGGAGUUCUUCAGCAUCGGUGGAGACCCCGAACAACUGAUGGCAUUCAUGGUCGAGAACCCAUCCUUACUCCCCGCAUUCAGCACGAUUCGCAGUGGUGCCAUACAAAAACGCCGGCGCGAAAUGAAGGACAUUAUAUACGGCUGUUGGAGGUCAUGUAUUGAAACAGGCGACGGCACAGAUAUGCAUCAAAUCAAAGAGGAUCUCUGGAGUGACACUGUGGAUUAUCGUCGGAGGCCGUUUGUUGCCGAUGCAAUAAUCGCCAAUCCGCCCAGUUUGGGCCAUGUUCAUUGCGCACAGCGGCUGGGAAUUCCACUUCAUCUGAUGUUUACAAUGCCCUGGUCGCCUACACAGUCGUUUCCACAUCCUUUAGCCGUUCUCCACCCGCAGGAUUGCAAGCCAACAGUCGCAAACCUCGUGUCUUAUUCCGUUGUGGAUAUGCUGAUUUGGGAAGGAUUGGGAGAUCUUGUGAACUCGUGGCGGAAGAAGUGCCUCGCACUCGAUCCGUUAGAUUCGAUCACGGCGCCGAGUUUGCCCCAGCGUCUCGGCGUUCCGUUCUCAUAUCUGUGGUCGCCGGCAUUGUUGCCAAAGCCAGCCGACUGGGGUGAUCAAAUAGAUAUUUGCGGAUUUUGUGUGCUACCUAGAAAGUCAAACUACCAACCCCCAAAAGAGAUCGAAGAUUUCCUCAAAGCAGGGCCCACUCCACUCUACGUUGGAUUCGGCUCAAUUGUGGUUCAAGACCAAGUCAAGCUAACUCGAAUCGUGUUCGAAGCGAUAAACCUUUCAGGGCAACGUGCAAUCAUUUCAAAAGGCUGGGGAAACCUCGGAAUCGACGAUGCCGACGUGCCAGAUAAUAUCCUCAUUGUCGGCAGCAUACCACAUGACUGGUUAUUCCAGCACGUAUCAUGCGUCAUCCAUCAUGGCGGUGCAGGUACCACUGCCGCAGGGCUUGCGCUUGGACGUCCGACGAUCAUCGUUCCCUUCUUUGGAGAUCAACAAUUCUGGGGAGGAAUCGUGGCGAUGGCUGGGGCCGGGCCGAUGCCUGUCCCGUACAAGCAACUCACAGUUGAGAAGUUGACCGAUGCAAUUAAGACAGCAUUGCUACCUUCAACUCAAGCGAAGGCUCAAGAAAUUGCGGAUAAGAUGCGGACAGAGUCCGGUGUGCGGGAUGGAGUACGCAGCUUUCAUCGUCAUCUUAACUUGAAGACUUUACAAUGCGCAAUAUGUCCUACUCGUCCUGCUGUGUGGCACAUUAAGCAAACUUCCAUUGGGCUGAGUGCCUUUGCUGCAGCAGUACUGGUUGAAAUGGGGGCUAUCAAACCCGAGGAUGUCGCUUUGAACCGAGCAGAGGAAUAUGACACAUACCGUAAUCCUGUCGGCCCAAUUAGCGCAGGAGCUCAGGUGCUAGUUGGAGCGAUUGCGAACUUCGUGACUGGGAUCGGUGAGGUCCCUUAUGACAUCGUUGUGGAUUUUGUCGAGGCCGGUCGUGCAAUAGGUCAUACUCGUGAUCGCAGUGGUUCCUCAAGGUUUUCAUUUGGCAAAUCCCGCAAAAGUCAUGAUUCAAGCCUGGAUAGUGAUGACGAUGAGUAUCAUGAACCUGCCGAGUAUCAUGGGCCUGCCGAGUGCCAUGAUGGACUUGGAUCAAAUGGUAAUGAUUUGAUGAACCUCGACACGAACGACAGCGAGAAGGACCACAUAAGACACAACAGAAUGAACCAUGAGUUACCAGCUAGUGCCGUGGGCCAAAAACAAGGCAUACCGAUUGACCAGAAGAAACUAUUGAGUUAUAUAGAGACACCCCAUGGGCAGGGUGUUAUCUACGAAAUACGUACUCACGGUAGUCGAAUGUCGAAAAAGUUACUAAAAAGCAUACUCUGGCUCCCGACAGACUUGACUCUCAGCUUGUCCAAAGGAUUUCACAAUGCGCCGAUGUUGUACCACGACCGAAUGGUGAAAGAUAUGCCCAAGGUUAUGGGCUUCCGUAGUGGACUCGCGGCAGCUGGAACGGAACUUCGAGAUGGAUUUUAUUACGGUAUCACGGGUCUGGUCACCCAGCCUCAGAUUGGCGCCAAGCAACAAGGAGCGAAAGGAAUGAUCAAGGGAAUCGGGAAAGGGAUUGGGGGUGUUAUCUUCAAGCCACCAGCAGGUCUCUGGGGACUCUUUGGAUAUCCCUUGGUUGGAAUUCGCAGACAACUUCAAAAGUCGCUAGGCAAGAACGUGGAGCUUUCUAUUAUGGCAUCUCGGAUAGCGCAAGGCAUUGAAGACAUGCGGACAUCGACCGCUGACGACCGGGCAGAGGUUGCUAGAAAAUGGCAUAUUCUUGAAGAGGAGCUUCAUGCCUCUUACUAA
Molecule: messenger RNA, 2802 nt
Organism: Penicillium roqueforti
Lineage: Eukaryota; Fungi; Ascomycota; Eurotiomycetes; Eurotiales; Aspergillaceae
Product: glycosyltransferase
Exons: 7
Coding region: 1-2802 (933 amino acids)
Biological process (GO): carbohydrate metabolic process
Molecular function (GO): hexosyltransferase activity; UDP-glycosyltransferase activity
Source: RefSeq, a predicted model, not a curated record